GCAGGAGCAGGACCUCCUCUGAACGUGGACACGCAGGCGGCAGGAGCAGGACCUCCUCUGAACGUGGACACAGCCAUGGUGGUGUGUGUUCUGGGAGGAAAGAGCCUCUUAGGGCCCAACGUGUACCCAGAGGUCCCGGACGGAGGCUGGGGGUGGCUGGUGGCUGUGGCCUUCUUCCUGGUGGAGGUGUUCACAUAUGGCACCAUCAAAAGCUUUGGAAUCUUCCUGCAGGACCUGAUGGAGGAGUUUGGAGAGACAAACAGCCGAGUCUCCUGGAUCAUUUCCAUCUGUGUCUUUGUCAUGACCUUCACCGCUCCACUCUCUUCAGUGAUGACCAAUCGUUUUGGGUUCCAGCCUGUCGUCAUGACUGGAGGAUUACUCAUCGCCAUGGGAACCAUCACCACCGGCUUUGCCAAAUCCAUCAAUGAGAUGUACAUCACCACGGGAAUAGUUUCAGGUCUGGGCUACUGUCUGACCUUCCUGCCCACGGUGACCAUCCUCUCUCAGUACUUCAGUCAUCGACGGUCGCUGGUCACGGCUGUGGCGUCCACCGGAGAGUCCUUCUCCAUGUUUGCCUUGGCGCCCGCCUUCUCAGCUCUCAGAGACAGAGUCGGGUGGAGUUACACCAUGGUGGUGAUCGGAGCUUUACAAGGUCUGAUCAUCGUCUGUGGUUCUCUGCUGCGGCCCAUCGUCAUCAAGCCCCAAAGAUCCCACAUGACGGAGACCGAAGGACUGAAAAAGGAUGGGGCCCUCCACCAAAAUUCUCCACAAGUCCAUUCAGACUCAUUUCCACCCAAGACCUCCUGCAGUCAAGACGAAGAGCUGGCCAGAGGAGACUCUCUGAACUCUGGCGACUCUGGCGUCCAGUCUAUGAAGGAUGUGGAUGAGACCAGCAAAGUUGAGACGUCUUCCUUACAUGUGAAUAUUAGGUUAGAGGUGCUCCAGAAAUGGAUGGAGGAGGACAAGGUGACCAGAAAGGAGGAGAAAAAGAGUGCAGAUGAGGAGAAAGGUGGGAGCCAUGAAGAGAAAAUGGCCAGAGGAGACAAGGCUGCAUCAAUAGAGAAACCCAAGCUUCUGGAUUUCUCCAUCCUCAGAGAAAGCAGCUUCAUCUGUUACUCUCUGUUCGGACUGUUCGCCACGCUCGGCUUCUUCGCCCCUCAGCUGUAUGUGGUGGAGCUAAGCGUGAGCCGCGGCAUGGAUCGGGACCAUGCCACCUACAUGCUCUCCAUCAUGGCUGUGGCCGAAGUCUUUGGGCGUCUCUGCAUCGGCUGGGUCCUGUGCAGGAGGCGUUUGAGGAAGAGGAAGCCGUUGGUGCUCCUGGCAUGUGUUGCUUCAUUGACUGUAGUGCUGGUGGCCUUCACGCUGGUCUGGGAGUUUUAUGGCCUAGCUGUAUGCUGUGGCUUCUAUGGCUUCUUUAUGGGGACCAUAGCAUGCUCUCACAUCCCCAUGCUGGCAGAGGAGGACGUGGUGGGCAUAGAGCGCAUGGCCUCAGCCGCGGGGGUCUAUGUCUUCAUUCAGAGCUUUGCUGGGCUAGCCGGACCCCCACUGGGAGGUGUUCUGGUGGAUGUGACCCAGAAUUACGGCUCAGCGUUCUACUCCUGUGCAUUGGGUAUGGGUCUGGGCGCUGUGUUUCUGGGUUUGGUAAAACCAGCAAAGAAGGGAUUAAUCUCCUGGAGGAGGGAUGAGAAAUCCUCAGAAGAUGUUCAUGUUGUGAAAGAAAACUCUUUGGAAAAGAAGGAGGUGCAGGAACAUGACAAAGGAAGAGAAAGUCCCAAGGAUUACCUGGAAGUAGAUUCUGAACUCAACCAGGACCAGGAACUUGUCACAGAGAAUGGCCAGACAGUCAUUAUCUAUAAUUCAGAUGAAAAGCUCAGAUGUUAG
This is a messenger RNA of Lampris incognitus (smalleye Pacific opah), 1881 nucleotides long. Its product is annotated as monocarboxylate transporter 7-like. The record is from RefSeq and is a predicted model, not a curated record. The transcript is spliced from 6 exons. Gene Ontology annotation, molecular function: monocarboxylic acid transmembrane transporter activity. Lineage: Eukaryota; Metazoa; Chordata; Actinopteri; Lampriformes; Lampridae. Gene Ontology annotation, biological process: monocarboxylic acid transport; transmembrane transport. Bases 76 to 1881 code for a protein of 601 amino acids.